AUGGGCUGCAGCUGCGUUAAAUCAGAUAUGGGCAGAACUUCCGGGUAUAUAGUUCCAGAAAAUCAAUUUUUAGAAAUAAAUAAAAAGAUUUUCAGUAAAGAAUCGACUGAUUUUCAUUAUCCUGGCACUAAUGAUAAAAGAUCAACAGCUUUUAAGCAAAGACAUCAAAAACCUAUCAUAGAUUUAAGGAGAAUGCUCUAUGCAAAUAGCGAGGCAAGCUCUGCAAUUGUUAAUGAUAAAGAAAAAACCAAAGAAGACAUCAAGCUGAUAUUAGAUGUCAUAAACAAGCAUUCUAUUCUGCAAAAUCUUGAUGAAGAUAGCCAAAUGGUCUUAUCCCUUUUUAGAAAAUAUUCUAACUCUACCCACCCUAUAUGAGCGAAUAAAAAAAUUUUGUUCGCUCACGAGGGGUAAUUUUUUUAAAAAAAUUAUAUAUAAAUUUUAUAAAAAUUUUAUAUAAUUUAAAAAAUCCAUUUUCGCAAAAUUGAAAAAUAUAAAAUGAGCUUAAUUUGCAAUAUUUAUGUUUUAAAAUGCAACUAUUUUAAACUGAAUAGAAUUAGCUAGAGAUUUUAUUAUACUAAUUAUCACUUAAAUAUCGAAGGAUUUUUUCAUAAAAAUUCUAUUUUAAAAAAAUUUUUGCUCGUACAGGUUUUUCACCCCCCGAAAAAUAGGGAUUUUCCAAUGGUUUUGCUCGCUAACUGAGGGUGGCAGUAAAUAUUUCAAUUUACCCAAAAAAUGAAUUUUUAUAAAAAUCUCCAUCAUCCGAGCUUUAAAUAAAAACUUAUCUAGGAGAAGGAAUUAGUCAAGAAUAUGAGAUUUUACGAAAUAGGGCCAAGAGAGUGCAUUUUUGAACAAGGACAGCCAGGGUUCUGCUUUUAUGUCCUUUCUUCUGGAAGGGUAGAACUACGUGUCGACAAUGAGCGCAAAGAUAUUUUAAAAUCAGGCUCUGGGUUCGGAGAAUUGGCGCUAUUAGACGACAGACCUAGGUCUGCUACUGUUCGCACAAUAGAGAGCUGUUGCUUGUGAGGAGUUUCUAGAGAAACCUUCAAAGACGCAGUUAAGAAAAUCAUGGCUUUGAACUAUGAAGAAAAUAAAAAUUUCAUAGAAAGUGUUCCUAUUUUUAAAACAUUUACAAACAGCCAAAAAGAUGCAUUACUCUCUUCUCUUGUAACUCAAAGAUUCUCAAUUGGCGAGCGCAUUGUAAAACAAGGUGACACUGGAGACUUAUUUUAUGAUUUAUAACUAUAAAUGUGAGGGGAAUUCUGAAAAAAAAAAGAAUUUUAAUUUUUUCUAAAGGCUGACUUGUAUAAUAUAUUAGGAAAAAGGAUACAUAAUCAAAGAUGGGCUUGUAUCUUGUACAGAAAAUGAUAGAGAAAUUAGGCAGAUGGGAAAAGGGGAGUAUUUUGGAGAGCUCGCACUGCUUAAUGAUUUUAAAAGAACAGCUACAAUUACAGCUGUAGGAGAUGUAAAAUUAGUGUCUAUUGGGCGAAAAGCCCUAAUUGAAGUCCUUGGCAAUAAUCUCGAACAAAUUUGGUACAGAAACGCCCUCAGAAUUUCUGUAGAAAAAAGUUCUGCUUUAAAAAUCCUUUCAAUAGACCAAAAAGAGCUGAUUUUUAACCUAAUGAAAGUUACCUCCUACAAAGCAGGCGAGCUUGUAAUACCAAGAGGAACUCCUAAAGGCCGAAACCUUUGGAUUACAACUAAAGGCCUUAUACGUGGCCCAUUAGGGACAAUAGAAGCUUAUUCCUGCAUCGGCGACGAAGAAUUACUAGCAGAUCCAUACGAAAAUUAUUCUGUUGAUUUUAUAUCAGAAAGUGACUUAAUUGUGGCGCAUAUCACCAAAGAAGAAAUAGAAAAAAGCAUGGAAGGGACUCUAAUAGAAAUCCAAGCAAUGAAUGAGAUUAUAGAGAUACUAAAAAGUGUCCAGCUGCUAAAAGAAUUAUCAAUAGAAAGAUUUAAACUACUAAUUAGUGUGCUUAGAGAAGUCCAUUAUACAGACAACCAAAUCAUUGUAGAACAAAACAGCUUGGGAGAUUCAUUUUUUAUUGUAAAAUCAGGAAAAGUUCACGUGCAAAAGGAUGGGGUUAAUAUUAGAAAUAUUACAAAGCACGAUUAUUUUGGGGAGAGAUCAGUACUUUUUAAUGAUUUUAAGAGAAGUGCAACAGUUGUGGCGAAUGGAGAAGUGGACUGCUGAAUAGUGGAAAAGAAAGAUUUUUUAAAUAUUAUUGAUGAAGGAAUCAAGGUCCAGCUAUUAAAAAGAAUUGAGCUGCAAGAUGAUAUUCAGAAAUGAUUAAAUUUAUUUUAUUAUAGUUUAUUUAAAUUGGGGAUAAUUUAUUGAUAUAUGGAUUAUGAUAACUUUUGAUGAAAUUUUGCCGAUAAAAACCCUUGGGAGAGGGAAUUUCGGCACAGUGUAUUUAACUGCACAUAAGCGCAAAAAAGCAUUUUAUGCUUUGAAAUCUGUUUUAAAAGCAAAAGUUUAUGGAUAUACAUUAAAAGGGACUGGCGAACAACCCAACUUCUUAGCUCCUAUAGCUAGCAUCUCAUAGGGCGCGCAGAGACCUUGAGGAAGUGAGGAUAGCGUUCGGAAAUGUGUAUCCUGCCGAUUUUUUUUGGUUUGGUGUAAUUUGAUGUCAGGUUGGCCGACCUCAUGCUUUUGCUCCAUUGCAAGGUUUUUGCUUCAAUGGGAUAUGGGUCUAAAGUUGGAAAGGGGUCUCCCAGCAAAGCUAAUGGCAUUUGUCUUGGCCAAUCGGGACUAUUCCCAGUGUAAAGCUAGGAGUUACGCCCUGGGCUACUAUUUCCAAUUUUGCCGAGACUUGACCAGAAAAUUCAAUCUUUUGAAUUUUCAAUAGUGGACAAUACUGCCGACAUACCACGGUAGCCAAACUCAUCCGACGACAGGAAACGAGUCCAGCCCUCAUCCAUCAGUAGCAGCCUUCGCGAUGCCGUGAAGCGCAAGCGAGCAAGCGGAGAAGCAUUAUGGGUGGAGGUAGUCCUUUUGGAAUACAGCGAACCUCCCUUAAGUCUUAAUAACUAACUAAAGCAAAAGUUUAUGAAUAUGAAACAUAUCAAAAUAUCUUAUUAGAAAGAAACAUUUUGCUACAAUUAGAUCAUAAUAUGAUCGUCAAGCUAGUAAAAACUUUUAAAGAUGACUCAAGAUUUUAUUUCCUUAUGGAAUAUGUGCAUGGGCAAGAUUUAUUUGACGUCUUAUUAGCAUUAAACAUUCUGAGCGAAAAUGAUGCCAAAUUUUAUGCUGGGUGCUUAGUAUGCAUUAUUAAAGUUAAACUUAAUUAAAAAAAUUAUUAAAAAAUCCCCGUAGCUCGGACUGGAUGUGAGCUGCGGUUGGCCUAAUCCGACAUUGCGCUUCACCACCAUGUAAAACCUACCCGGAUACACAUUACCGAACACCAUCCUACCAAGGUCCUUGGGUUACCCCAGUUACAGUAGUCAAGAGGGUUGCUCGCCAUGCCAUUUUAAUGAAUGGGCGCUUAGUAUGCAUUAUUAAUUAAAUUAAAGCACAUAGUGAGGUAAUUUUUUAUUUAAAAAAAUGAACUUGCUUUAAUACUAAUUAAUUAAAUAAAGAAUAUUAAUGCUUCAAUACCUCCAUGAACGAGACAUAAUCUAUCGUGACCUUAAGCCAGAAAAUGUUAUGAUAGAUGAAGAAGGAUACCCUAAACUAAUAGACUUUGGCGCAGCCAAAGUCCUUCAUGGCCGAUCUUAUACAACAGUAGGCACUCCUCAUUAUAUGGCUCCAGAAGUAUUUUUAGGUGCAGGUUACUCCAUGCAAGCUGACCUUUGAAGCUUAGGAGUCAUGAUCUACGAAUUUCUAUACGGAAAGCUCCCAUUCGGCGAAAAUCUUGACGAUCCCCAUGAAAUUUAUGAGAAAAUUCUCGAAUACAGACUUUGCUUCCCAAGAGAUCUUGACUCUGCUGCUUACUCGAAAAAUCUAAUCCAGCAGCUUUUGAACAAAAAUCCAGCUUUAAGAAUGGGAGGAGUUACCAGCAAGCUAAAAGAGCACAAAUGAUUUUUAGGUCUCCCAUGAGUAAUUUUUAUAUAGGAACGCAUAAUAACCAAGCAGCAAAGAGCUCCACAUAUCCCAAAGCUUCGGUCUUUGUCUUCAGAGUUGGCAAAUGCGAAAAAAAGGAAUAAAACAAUGCAGGAAUUUAUUGCAUUUGAAGAACAGAACGAAAAUUUCCCAAGAAGCCCAGAAAAUGAGCCUCCUGGAGGAUGGGAUAUGGAGUUUUAG
Molecule: messenger RNA, 4240 nt
Organism: Blepharisma stoltei
Lineage: Eukaryota; Ciliophora; Heterotrichea; Heterotrichida; Blepharismidae
Source: the annotation of a GenBank genome assembly